This is a messenger RNA of Elephantulus edwardii (Cape elephant shrew), 1026 nucleotides long. RefSeq names its product melanin-concentrating hormone receptor 2 (gene MCHR2). NCBI's taxonomy places the organism in Eukaryota, Metazoa, Chordata, Mammalia, Macroscelidea, Macroscelididae. Gene Ontology annotation, biological process: neuropeptide signaling pathway. The transcript is spliced from 5 exons. Bases 3 to 1025 code for a protein of 340 amino acids. Gene Ontology annotation, cellular component: membrane; neuron projection. Gene Ontology annotation, molecular function: G protein-coupled receptor activity; neuropeptide binding. The record is from RefSeq and is a predicted model, not a curated record.
CAAUGAAUCUGCUUUCCUCAUCCUGUUGGAAUAUCUCUGCUGAAAUUUUGAACAAAUCUUUGGGUAAAGAGUUUGCUUAUCAGACCCCUAGCAUUGUAGAUACAGUCAUCCUCCCUUCUAUGAUUGGGAUUAUCUGUUCGACAGGGUUGGUUGGCAACAUCCUCAUUGUAGUCACUAUAAUAAGGUCAAGAAAAAAAACAAUUCCUGACAUUUAUAUCUGCAACCUUGCUGUGGCCGACUUAGUCCACAUCACUGGAAUGCCUUUUAUUAUCCACCAAUGGGCCAGAGGUGGAGAGUGGGUGUUUGGAGGGCCUCUCUGUACCAUCAUCACAUCCCUGGAUACAUGCAACCAGUUCGCCUGUAGUGCCAUCAUGACUGUGAUGAGUGUAGACAGGUACUUGGCUCUCGUCCAGCCAUUUCGACUAAGGAGUUGGAGAACUAGGUACAGGACCAUCUGCAUCAAUUUGGGGCUCUGGGCAGCUUCUUUUAUCCUGGCAUGGCCUGUCUGGGUCUACUCAAAGGUCAUCACAUUUAAAGACGGCAUCGAGAGCUGUGCUUUUGAUUUAACAUCCCCUGAAGAUGUACUCUGGUAUACACUGUAUUUGACAAUAUCAACUUUCUUUUUCCCUUUACCUUUGAUUUUGGUGUGCUAUAUAUUAAUUUUAUGCUAUACUUGGGAGAUGUAUCAGCAAAACAAGGAUGCUGGAUGUUACAAUCCCAGGAUUCCAAGGCAGAGAGUUGUGAAGCUGACGAAGAUGGUAUUGGUGCUGGUGGCAGUAUUUAUUCUAAGUACGGCUCCCUAUCACGUGAUACAACUGGUGAACCUGGAGAUAGAGCAGCCCACACUGGCCUUCUAUGUCGGCUAUUACCUCUCCAUUUGUCUUAGCUAUACCAGCAGCAGUAUUAACCCUUUCCUCUACAUCCUGCUGAGUGGAAAUUUCCGAAAACGUAUACCUCAAAUUCAAAGAAAGGUGACCGAGAAGAAUAUCCACAAUAUGGAAAACACCCUGAAAUCAAGCUUUUAGA